AUGUCGUGCUACCUACAGCAGUGCCUCCCUCCAGUCUACCAAGACCCCAUCCCCAUCAAAUCCCCACCGAUGUACAUUGCCAGACUUCCACCGGUGCCUACCUGGCAGUCGACCCUGUGCACCCCACAGUACGUGACCCCCUGUGUCCCCCAGCAGCGGAUCAUGUCCUCCAGCUUCUCCCAACAGCAGUGUGUGACCAGGUGCACGCCACGGCAGCAAUAUGCAACCAAGUGUGUUCCACAGCAGCAGUGUGUGACCCAGCGCAUCCUACAGCAGCCGUGUGCAGGUCGGUGCGUGACAAAGUGCGUGCCACAGCAGCAGUGUGUGACCACGGGCAUGUCGCAAGAGCCUUGUGUGACCCAGUGUGUGCCACAGCAGCCGUGUGCGACCACGGGCGUGCCGCAGCAGUGUGCAACCAAGUGCACGACUGUGCACGUCCCCCAGCAGCAGUGUGCGACCAGGUGCGUGACCACGUGCGUGCCACAGCAGCCGUACCUGACCAUGGGCAUCCCCCAGCAGCAGUGUGCCACCAAAUGCGUCCCGCAGCAGUGCGUCACCACGUACAAGCCGCAGCAGCAGUGUGCGACCAGGUGUGUCACCACGUGCGUCCCGCAGCAGCGUGCCACCAAGUGUGUCUCGCACAAGUUUGUGACCUCCUGUGCCCCGCAGCAGUGUGCCACCGCGCAUGUCCCGCAGCAGUACGUGACCAAGUGCGUGACCAAGUGUGUCCCUCAGCAGUGUGAGACAACUGAUGCCUCCCAGCAGCAGUGUGUGACCAAGUGUGUCCCACAGCAGUGUGUGACCAAGUGUGUCCCACGGCAGCAGUGUGCCACCAAGAGUGUCCCACAGCAGUGUGUGACCAAGAGUGUCCCACAGCAGCAGUGUGCGACCAAGUGUGUCCCACAGCAGCAUGGUACCAACAGGGGCGUCCAGCAGUAG
This is a messenger RNA of Tauraco erythrolophus (red-crested turaco), 939 nucleotides long. RefSeq lists its product as uncharacterized. The record is from RefSeq and is a predicted model, not a curated record. Lineage: Eukaryota; Metazoa; Chordata; Aves; Musophagiformes; Musophagidae.